CUUUUCCUUUUUUGUGAGGAGAAAGUAAGUAAUGUCUCAACUGGUCCUCCUCUUUCUCUCUCUCUCCAGAAAUCAGAAACUAGCUCUAUCACUUUCUCUCUCCUCUGAACUCUGCAACUAAUUUCAGAUCAUUUACUCUCUCAGAUUCCUCUCUUCUCUCUUUCUCUCUCCAAACUUUUCGCUGAUUUCUCGACUUCUACGCAUUUCGCUCACUUCAAAAACCAGAAAAAAGCUGCUGUCUCUUUUUUUUUCCUCGCAUUUUCUCUCUCCUCUUUUUUUCCGGCGCAAGUCAAUCAGCGUUUGACUUUCUUGUGACUGAUAACGAAAUCACUACUCACUCGCAUUUUCGAUUUUCAGCAUUGAUUGAAGUGUAAUUCAGUUGAAUAAAGCUGCUAAAUGAUGGCGGAAAUCCGAAGUUUUAUCGGAUUAACAUAAUGAUGGAGUGAAGUUUUCUUUUGCGUGUUAGUUUGAUUUUGAUUUGGAGAAAUCGUGGAAUUCGUUGUUGAACAGUAGUAAUUUUAGUAAAUUUGAUGUAUGGAAGGGUUUCAUUACUUUGAGAAUGGAUGAGUUGAGAUUGAGUUGAUUUUCCUUAGUUUAUGAUUGUGAUUUUUGCGGUGAAAAUCUGGAUUUUGUUGAUUACUUGGAAGGAUGGAUAGAAUGGCGACGGAUCUUACUCGCAACGGUUCUGUGGAGCGGGAUAUUGAGCAGGCGAUUACUGCUUUGAAAAAAGGUGCAUAUCUGCUGAAGUAUGGAAGAAGAGGAAAGCCAAAGUUCUGUCCAUUCCGGCUAUCCAAUGAUGAAACUGUUUUGAUAUGGUUCUCGGGGAAAGAGGAGAAGCACCUAAAGCUGAGCCAUAUUUCCAGAAUUAUAUCUGGCCAGCGUACAUCGCUCUCUGCUAAUCAGUUCUUUCUUCAUUACAGCCAAUUUUUCAAAGAUAUCCUCGACCUGAGAAGGAAUAUCAGUCAUUUUCUCUCAUAUAUAACGAUAGAUCAUUGGACUUGUUUUCAUUAUCAGAUUUGCAAGGAUAAGGAUGAAGCUGAAGUAUGGUUUAGUGGUCUUAAAGCCCUGAUUUCGAGGAGUCAUCAAAAGAAGUGGAGAACGGAAUCAAGGAGCGAUAGCAUACCAUCAGAAGCAAACAGUCCAAGGACCUAUACACGAAGGAGCUCUCCUUUACACUCUCCCUUUGCAAGUGGAGAUAGUUUGCAGAAGGACAGCAGUGAUCACAUUCGCCUCCAUAGUCCGUAUGACAGCCCCCCUAAAAGUGCUUUGGACAAGGCAUUUUCAGAUGUGAUGUUCCCUGUGCCUCCAAAGGGUUUUUUUCCUUCAGAUUCUACUGCUGCUUCUGUCCAUUCAAUCUCAUCAGGUUCAGAUAGUGUAUAUAGUCACAUGAAAGGAAUGGCUGCAGAUACUUUUAGAGUCAGUCUAUCAAGUGCUGUUAGCUCAUCAAGUCAAGGUUCUGGUCUUGAUGACGGGGAUGCCCUUGGUGAUGUUUUCAUAUGGGGAGAAGGCACAGGGGAUGGUGUGAUGGGUGGUGGUGUGCGUAGAGUAGGUAGUUGUAUUGGUAUCAAGAUGGAUUCGUUGUUGCCUAAGGCAUUAGAGUCUGCUGUAGUCCUUGAUGUCCAGAACAUAGCUUGUGGCGGACGGCAUGCAGCUCUAGUGACCAAGCAAGGGGAGAUUUUUUCAUGGGGUGAGGAAUCUGGAGGCAGAUUGGGGCAUGGGGUGGAUGCUGAUGUGUCACAUCCAAAGCUUAUAGAUUCCCUAAGUAAUACCAACAUUGAACUUGUAGCAUGUGGGGAGCACCAUACUUGUGCUGUUACCCUUUCUGGAGAAUUGUACACCUGGGGUGAUGGUGCUUUCAACUUUGGCCUUCUUGGGCAUGGGAAUAAUGUUAGCCACUGGGUCCCCAAAAGAGUGAAUGGUCCGUUGGAGGGAAUACACGUCUCUUAUAUCUCUUGUGGACCUUGGCACACAGCUGUUGUGACCUCUUCUGGGCAAUUAUAUACUUUUGGAGAUGGCACAUUCGGCGUUUUGGGCCAUGGAGACCGUAAAAGUGUUUCCAUACCCAGAGAAGUGGAGUCUCUAAGGGGUCUUCGCACUGUUCGAGCUGCUUGUGGUGUCUGGCAUACUGCUGCAGUUGUGGAAGUUAUGGUCGGCAACUCAGGGGCUAGCAACUGUUCCUCAGGUAAGCUAUUCACUUGGGGUGAUGGAGAUAAAGGUCGACUUGGGCAUGGUGAUAAGGAGGCAAAACUUGUGCCCACAUGUGUUGCUGCUCUUGUUGAUCCUAAUUUCUGCCAGGUUGCCUGUGGGCAUAGCAUAACAGCUGCACUUGCAACCUCUGGUCAUGUUUAUACGAUGGGAAGCCCUGUCUAUGGCCAGCUAGGUAAUCCUCAUUGUGAUGGGAAGCUCCCAGCACGUGUAGAAGGAAAGCUCUUGAAGUGUUUUGUAGAGGAGAUAGCUUGUGGGGCUUAUCAUGUUGCUGCCUUGACCUCUAGAACUGAAGUUUACACUUGGGGGAAGGGUGCAAAUGGACGAUUAGGUCACGGGGACACAGACGACCGAAAUACCCCAACAUUGGUAGAAGCUCUUAAGGACAAACAAGUGAGAAGUGUUGCUUGUGGUACGAACUUCACUGCUGCGAUCUGCCUGCAUAAGUGGGUAUCAGGUGUUGAUCAGUCAAUGUGUUCUGGCUGUCGCCUGCCAUUUAAUUUCAAAAGAAAACGUCAUAACUGUUAUAAUUGUGGGCUCCUAUUUUGUCAUUCAUGCAGUAGUAAAAAAUCUUUCAAGGCUUCUAUGGCUCCUAAUCCAAACAAACCUUAUCGAGUCUGUGAUAGUUGCCUUUCUAAACUUCGGAAAGCAGUUGAGACUGGUAUUUCAACCCACUCCUCUGUUAGCAGAAGAGGAAAUGUGAAUCAGGGGACUGAGCCAAAUGAGAGAGACGAAAAGCUUGAUUCUGGAUCCCGAGGUCAGCUUGCAAGAUACUCUUCGAUGGACUCCUCAGAAGGUCGAUCUAAGAAAAAUAAGAAAUAUGAAUACGAUAGCAGUCGUGUAUCACCUAUACCAAAUGGCGGUUCACAAUGGGGAGCUAAUAUAUCUAGAUCUUUUAAUCCCGUGUUUGGAUCAUCAAAGAAGUAUUUCUCCGCUUCAGUUCCGGGAUCCAGAAUUGUUUCUCGAGCAACAUCGCCAAUUUCAAGACGACCAAGUCCACCUCGUUCAACUACACCUACUCCAACCCUCUCAGGACUUAUGUCUCCGAGAGUGACUGUUGAUGAUGCCAAGAGGACCAAUGAUAGCCUUAGCCAGGAGGUUAUCCGAUUGAGAGCACAGGUGGAGAGUCUCACUCGCAGAGCCCAACUUCAAGAAGUUGAACUGGAAAAAGCAAAUAAACAAUUGAAGGAGGCGAUAGCAAUAGCAGGUGAAGAGACUGCAAAAUGCAAGGCAGCCAAGGAAGUGAUCAAAUCACUAACUGCCCAGCUCAAAGAGAUGGCUGAAAGGCUGCCGGUUGGAGCUACAAGAAACAGCAAGUCUCCUUCAUUUCCAUCUUUGUCAUUUACCCCCACUUUUGCUGACAUCUCAAAUUCCUCAUUUGACCAGUGUAAUGAUCAGAUACCUAGCCAUGUGGCAGACUCAAAUGGUUUACAUGGUCUGGUGCUUUCAAAUGGGUCAGCCACCCCUAGUAGCCGUAGUUCUGUUCAGAGUAGAGUAGUUAGUUCAGAGGCAACAAGAAAUGGGAAUAAAACUCGAGAAGGUGAACCUCGUUCAGAGAAUGAAUGGGUCGAGCAGGAUGAGCCUGGUGUAUAUAUUACAUUUGUCUCCUUACCUGGUGGGACCAAGGAUCUAAAGCGAGUUCGUUUUAGCCGCAAAAGGUUUAGUGAAAAGCAAGCAGAACAGUGGUGGGCAGAAAACCGAGCAAGAGUAUACGAGCGUUACAAUGUUCGUUCAGCUGAUAAAUCGAGCGUUGGUGUUGAAAGUGAGCUCGGCUCAUUGAUCACUGAUAAGUAAAAUUGAUAUACCUAGAUAGUCAUUCCUCAAGUGUUAUCUGUUACAGCUUAUGCAUUCUGUUAUUCCACGCGAUUUUGUGCUGAUCUAUGAAGCUAUGAAUCUUGGACCAAUAUUAAAGGGUCCAGACAGAUUCAAUUGUUUUCUUCAAUUCUUUUUUUAAGUCCUCUCUCUCAAAUCCAAUUCAUGUAAUUUGAUUGUAGCUUCUUCCUUUCUUCCUUGUUAAUUGUAAGAUGCGUGAGGGUUGAGGGUGAGAAAUGUAUAUUCAUUCUAGGUUGCUGGCUUUUGUUGAAAGCAGCUGCUUGUAAAUUCUGAUUCAAGGAAAGUAAUUUUCAGGUUUUCUAACAUCGUUUUUCUUGUAUAAUAAUAAAACUUUGGUUGAACAU
Molecule: messenger RNA, 4382 nt
Organism: Beta vulgaris subsp. vulgaris (sugar beet)
Lineage: Eukaryota; Viridiplantae; Streptophyta; Magnoliopsida; Caryophyllales; Amaranthaceae
Exons: 9
Coding region: 649-3999 (1116 amino acids)
Molecular function (GO): metal ion binding
Source: RefSeq, a predicted model, not a curated record